Oryza brachyantha (malo sina) is the source of this 952-nucleotide messenger RNA. RefSeq names its product protein BUD31 homolog 1. Gene Ontology annotation, biological process: mRNA splicing, via spliceosome. The record is from RefSeq and is a predicted model, not a curated record. Gene Ontology annotation, cellular component: spliceosomal complex; nucleus. The coding region runs from base 296 to 733 and encodes 145 amino acids. NCBI's taxonomy places the organism in Eukaryota, Viridiplantae, Streptophyta, Magnoliopsida, Poales, Poaceae. The transcript is spliced from 4 exons.
GGAAGUUGUCAAACCGACAUUGCUCCUCUCGAAAACAAAAGGAGAAAAAGAAAAAGAAUUCGGAUAAAGGUCGAAACCUCGAUUCCAAGCUCUAAAGUCUAAACCCGUCUCCGGUCUCCCCUCCGGCCGUCUCGCCCGACCGGAGCGCAGCGCAGGCCAGGCGGGCGGACGACGUGCGCCCCUCGGGAUCGCCGCUCCCCCCGCGCGCCAAAGUUUCCGUCCGGCGACUGCAAGGCCGCCCAAGCCAAGAGGGGUUUCUUUGCUGGCCUUAGCCCUUGACUUUCCCUGAGACAGCAUGCCUAAAAUAAAGACAAGCCGUGUCAAAUAUCCAGAAGGAUGGGAACUUAUUGAACCAACAAUCCGUGAUUUGGAUGCCAAGAUGAGGGAAGCUGAAAAUGACACACAUGAUGGGAAGAGAAAGUGUGAAGCCCUCUGGCCAAUUUUCCGUAUUUCCCAUCAAAGAAGUCGGUACAUAUAUGAUCUUUAUUAUAGAAGGAAAGAAAUAUCAAAAGAGUUGUACGAGUUUUGCCUGGACCAGGGUUAUGCAGACCGUAAUUUGAUUGCAAAGUGGAAAAAGCCAGGUUAUGAGCGCCUUUGCUGUCUUCGAUGUAUACAGACACGAGACCACAACUUUGCAACUACUUGUGUCUGCCGGGUCCCCAAGCAUCUCAGGGAGGAGAAGGUUAUAGAAUGUGUUCACUGCGGAUGCAGGGGCUGUGCCAGCGGUGACUGAUAUUGUCAUUAUCUUGUUGGUUGGUGAAUCUUUCAAACUAAUCACAUAAUAUGUUUCGUGAACGCAAUUUCGGACAAAAACAAGCACCUUGUAAUCAGUUUGGCGGAAAUGUGUUUUGUAAACCUGCCUAUCGGGUAUGACAUUACUUCAAUACUGGUACUACCUGAGAAUGUGGUUUCGGUAGGCAUUAAUCUACCAUGCAGAGUCGUUGCUUUGUCA